UUGUUUGUGUCAAUUGUGUGCUUUUUGUACGUUCUUGAAAGAUGGCCGGAGUUGUUGUGGUAUUCGACUUCGACCAUACCAUCAUCAACUGCGACAGCGACAAUUUAGUCGUCGACGGGUUGGGUGCCACCGACUUGUUCAAUGAGCUCUCCCCCACCAUGCCGUGGAACCCUCUCAUGGAUCGGAUGAUGAAGGAGCUUCACUCGCAAGGAAAAACGAUCGAGGACAUUGUGGAGGUGCUUAAAACGACUCCAAUCCAUCCCAGAAUCGUGGCAGCCAUUAGAGAAGCUCAUGCUUUAGGAUGUGAUUUGAGGAUUGUGAGUGAUGCCAAUGUGUUUUUCAUUGAGACCAUUCUGAAGCAUCUUGGUCUGGAAGAAUGUUUCACGGAGAUCAACACUAACCCAAGUCAUGUUGAUGAACAAGGAAGGCUUCGGAUUUCACCUUUCUGUGAUUUCACCAGUUCCCCUCAUGGCUGUAGCCUCUGCCCUCCCAACAUGUGCAAGAGUGUGAUAACUGAGAGAAUCCGAUCGCAAGCUUCAGCUGAAGGAAGGAAAAGAAUGAUCUACGUAGGUGAUGGGGUUGGUGAUUAUUGCCCUAGUUUGAAUCUGAGGGAAGGAGAUUUUGUAAUACCAAGGAAGAAUUUCCCGCUUUUCAAUAAGAUAUGCCAGAACCCUUUGGCUCUUAAGGCUGAGAUUCAUGAGUGGAUUGAUGGGGAAGAGUUUGAGCACAUUUUGCUCAAUUUGAUCAACCGAAUCACCAUUGAAGAGAGUGCAGCUGCUCAGUUCAUUACGACUGACUGCAAGUUAGAAACCAUCUAUGUUUCCGGCCAUGAGUCCUUCGCUAAAGCUCUCCCAGUUUAGUGAUGGCAAAUUUUGAAUGCUCAUUUGUAUGCAUGUAACUAGAGUAAUAAUUUUAAUUGCUGGCAAAACUUUGUAGUAAGCUAGCAAAUUAUUUUGGG
Argentina anserina (silverweed cinquefoil) is the source of this 958-nucleotide messenger RNA. RefSeq names its product inorganic pyrophosphatase 1-like. The coding region runs from base 42 to 860 and encodes 272 amino acids. NCBI's taxonomy places the organism in Eukaryota, Viridiplantae, Streptophyta, Magnoliopsida, Rosales, Rosaceae. Gene Ontology annotation, molecular function: phosphatase activity. The record is from RefSeq and is a predicted model, not a curated record. The transcript has a single exon.